This is a messenger RNA of Chaetomium fimeti, 2134 nucleotides long. Its product is annotated as GMP reductase domain-containing protein. The record is from RefSeq and is a predicted model, not a curated record. The coding region runs from base 76 to 1902 and encodes 608 amino acids. Gene Ontology annotation, molecular function: IMP dehydrogenase activity. Gene Ontology annotation, cellular component: cytoplasm. The transcript is spliced from 3 exons. Lineage: Eukaryota; Fungi; Ascomycota; Sordariomycetes; Sordariales; Chaetomiaceae. Gene Ontology annotation, biological process: GTP biosynthetic process.
UCCGGCCCUACGAAAGCCCGGCGAAGGACUCGAGAGCGGGGCCAGCGGCAUGAAAGCCAGCCUCACCGCCCGCUGAUGCCCCGCAGUCGGACCUCGAUGGAACGGCAUAAAAAAAUUUCGAGGCGGAACUCCAAAAUUCUUCUUUUUCCUUUCUUUUGGGGGGGAACAGUCGGUCGAUUCAGCCAAAGAACUCGUCGCUGUAUCCCCCGCCGACCACCCUUUCUUCACAACUUCAUUCACCGGCUCAAUUGCCAUUUGAUCAUUUGUUGUUGCGCAGAAAUGCCGGCGACAAACGGUCCCAGCGCCAGUGAGGGUGUCCUCGACUUCCGGAAGGCUGUUGAGCUCCUCCAGGACUACGAGCACCGAGAUGGCCUCAGUGUGGAUGACCUCAUGGACUCUAAGCUCCAGGGUGGUUUGACAUACAAUGACUUCUUGGUUCUCCCCGGCUACAUUGGCUUCCCUGCCUCUUCCGUCGCGCUUGAUUCGCCAAUCACCAAGAAGAUCACCCUGAAGACGCCAUUGGUCUCCUCGCCCAUGGACACGGUCACCGAGCAUGACAUGGCGAUCCACAUGGCGCUCCAGGGUGGUCUCGGUGUGAUCCAUCACAACUGCGCUCCCGAGGCGCAAGCCGACAUGGUGCGAAAGGUCAAGCGUUAUGAGAACGGCUUCAUCCUGGAUCCCGUCGUCAUCAAGCGGGAGACGACGGUGGGUGAGGCCAUCUCUUUGAAGGAGAAGUGGGGAUUUGGUGGUUUCCCGGUCACAGAAUCCGGCAAGCUGGGAUCCAAGCUCCUGGGUAUUGUCACGAACCGUGACAUUCAGUUCGAGGACGAUCUAAGCAAGCCAGUGUCCAAUGUCAUGGUCACCGACCUCAUCACGGCCCCGGCUGGCGUUAACUUGAUCGAAGCCAACAAGAUCCUUGCCGAGUCCAAGAAGGGAAAGCUCCCAAUUGUUGACCAAGAAGGAAACCUCGUCUCGAUGAUCUCUCGCUCCGAUUUGACCAAGAACCUUGACUUCCCUCUCGCCUCAAAGACGGCCGAUUCCAAGCAGCUCAUCUGCGCUGCUGCCAUCGGCACCCGGCCCGAGGAUAAGAUUCGUCUGGCGAAGCUGGUUGAUGCUGGCUUGGACAUCGUUAUCCUCGACAGUAGCCAGGGCAACAGCAUGUACCAGAUCGAGAUGAUCAAAUGGGUCAAGAAAGAGUUUCCUGACAUCGAAGUCAUCGGCGGUAACGUUGUGACUCGGGAGCAGGCUGCUUCUCUGAUUGCUGCCGGUGUCGAUGGUCUCCGCAUUGGCAUGGGUAGCGGUAGUGCCUGCAUCACCCAGGAAGUUAUGGCCGUUGGCCGUCCCCAGGCCACCGCUGUCCACAGCGUGAGCUCCUUUGCCGCCAAGUUUGGCGUGCCUUGCAUUGCCGAUGGUGGCAUUCAAAACGUUGGCCACGUUGUCAAGGGCCUUGCCCUGGGCGCCUCGACCGUCAUGAUGGGCGGUCUCCUGGCUGGCACCACCGAGUCUCCCGGUACCUCAUUCGUGUCCCGGGAGGGUAAGCUCGUCAAAGCCUACCGUGGCAUGGGCAGCAUCGACGCCAUGCAGGACAAGAAGGCUGGUGCCGGCGCCAAGGACAGCCAGAAGAGCAAUGCUGGCACUGCUCGUUAUUUCUCGGAAGGCGACAGCGUCCUGGUUGCCCAGGGUGUCUCCGGCUCCGUGGCACACAGAGGAUCAAUUUCCAAGUUCGUUCCGUACCUUGCUGCCGGUCUCAAGCACUCCAUGCAGGACUGUGGCAUGACUAGCCUUAAGGAGCUCCACGAGUGCGUGGCCAACGGCACCGUAAGAUUCGAGAUCCGCACCGCCAGCGCGCAGCUGGAGGGUGGCGUGAACAUGGAGUCGUACGAGAAGAAGCUCUACGCUUAGGUGACAUGGCCCGGUCUAGUAUGCGCGAUGAACGUAAACGGAAUGGAAAAAUGAAAUGACAUGGGAUGGCUACUGUGAUGUUACGGAGUUGGAUGGGAAUCGGUGGGGUCAUUGGGUCGCGAUCCUCCUGCAAAAUGGAGGAUCAACCUGCCUUCGGGUACACGUCUUUCUAGCACAUGCUAAAUAUACGGGAAUGCGACUGCUCUGCCAACAAUAAAAUCAUUGAUACCCA